GCCGGGACCCCUGGCACCCUUGUCUCGUCUGCUCGCCGGGUCCAGCCAUGGGCCCCGCUGCUCGCCCCCCGCUGAGGUCACCCCCGCCGCCUCCUCCGCCGCCGCCGUCGCCACUGCUGCUGCUGCUGCCCCUGCUGCCGCUCUGGCUGGGCCUGGCGGGACCUGGGGCCGCGGCGGACUGCAGCGAGCCUGAGGCCGGGGCGGGGCGGGGCGGGGCCCGCGCCGUACGAGUGGACGUGAGGCUGCCGCGGCAGGACGCUCUGGUCUUGGAGGGCGUCAGGAUCGGCCCCGAGGUCGACCCCGCACCCGCGAUGGGCGGCCGCCUGCUGCUGAUGGACAUCGUGGAUGCUGAGCAGGAGGUACCCGUAGAAGGCUGGAUUGCAGUGGCAUACGUGGGCAAGGAGCAGGAGGCCCAGUUGCACCAGGAGAGUCAGGGCAGCGGUCCCCAGGCCUAUCCCAAGGCCCUGGUCCAGCAGAUGCGGAGGGCACUCUUCCUGGGAGCCUCUGCCCUGCUCCUCCUCAUCUUGAACCACAACGUGGUCCGAGAGCUAGAUAUAUCGCAGCUUCUGCUCAGGCCAGUGAUUGUCCUCCAUUACUCUUCCAAUGUCACCAAGCUGUUGGAGGCACUGCUGCAGAGGACUCAGGCCACAGCCGAGAUCACUAGCGGAGAGUCUCUGUCAGCCAACAUCGAGUGGAAGCUGACCCUGUGGACCACCUGUGGCCUCUCCAAGGAUGGCUACGGAGGAUGGCAGGACUUGGUGUGCCUGGGAGGCAGUCGGGCCCAGGAGCAGAAGCCCCUGCAGCAGCUGUGGAACGCCAUCCUGCUGGUGGCCAUGCUCCUGUGCACAGGCCUCGUGGUCCAGGCCCAGCGGCAGGCGGCCAGGCAGAGCCAGCAGGAACCUGGAGGCCAGGUGGACCUGCUUAAGCUCCGCGUGCUUCGGAGACUGGCAUCCCUGAAGACCCGGCGCUGCCGUCUGGGCCGUGCAGCCCAGGGCCCCCCAGAACCAGGUGCUGAGACCUGCGCCGUGUGUUUGGACUACUUCUGCAAUAAGCAGUGGCUCCGGGUGCUGCCCUGCAAGCAUGAGUUUCACCGAGACUGCGUGGACCCCUGGCUGAUGCUCCAGCAGACUUGCCCGCUGUGCAAAUUCAACGUCCUGGGGAACCGCUACUCAGACGAUUAGCUGCCCAAGCUGGGUCUCUGCAUGUGGGCAAAGUACCCUCCCACCUGCACCCUGGCCCUAGGCCUGGGCUCCUGGAACAGAACAGCGGGAUGGACAGGAAGCCGGUGGGAGGAAGGACAGGGGCCUCCCCUGCUGAGGGGCCAGGCACCCCAUCGUAUUUAUUCUGGGAAGGAGGGACCACACUCCCCAGUCCGAGGAUGCAGGAUCUGGACCUGCCAACUCAAGAAAGAGAAGCCACCUUGGGGCCCUUCUUCUACCAUCCUGGAAUGUCUGUGUCUGCCCUCCUCACAGGCAGCUCCUGGGACCCUGGGCAGGGGCCUGGAG
Molecule: messenger RNA, 1505 nt
Organism: Lontra canadensis (Northern American river otter)
Lineage: Eukaryota; Metazoa; Chordata; Mammalia; Carnivora; Mustelidae
Gene: RNF215
Product: ring finger protein 215
Exons: 9
Coding region: 48-1181 (377 amino acids)
Biological process (GO): ubiquitin-dependent protein catabolic process; negative regulation of canonical Wnt signaling pathway; Wnt receptor catabolic process
Molecular function (GO): ubiquitin protein ligase activity; frizzled binding
Source: RefSeq, a predicted model, not a curated record